Messenger RNA from Brassica napus (rape), 1498 nucleotides. RefSeq names its product transcription factor MYBS3-like. Gene Ontology annotation, biological process: response to gibberellin; response to ethylene; response to auxin. The record is from RefSeq and is a predicted model, not a curated record. The transcript has 3 exons. Lineage: Eukaryota; Viridiplantae; Streptophyta; Magnoliopsida; Brassicales; Brassicaceae. The coding region runs from base 165 to 1103 and encodes 312 amino acids. Gene Ontology annotation, molecular function: DNA binding.
UUGUCAUAAACGAAAAUUUCCGGUAAAGAUAAUAUAAAAUAAAAGCUUAUAAAUAGUAAAUUUUCAAAUACGAAUUCAAACGUACGUUCCACCACAAUUCUCUCUGGUCUUUCAAAUAUCUCAAAAUACCCAAAACAAAAGUUCCUCAUCUCUGUUUUGUGUGGAUGACUCGUCGGUGUUCGCAUUGUAGCAACAAUGGACACAACUCUCGCACGUGUCCGACGCGUGGGAGUGGCACGUGCGGUGGACUCGGAGGAUCGUCUUCCUCCGCCGUGAAGCUAUUCGGCGUGAGGUUAACGGAUGGGUCAAUUGUUAAGAAGAGUGCGAGUAUGGGUAACCUCUCUGCAUUGGCCGUGUCUCCGUCGUUUCCUUUAGCGAUGGGCAAUCACAGCGACUCGCCGUUAUCGGAUCACGCGCGGUACUCGAAUCAAGAUAACGAAGGGUACUUAUCCGAUGAUCCAGCUCGUGGUUUCGGGCCUAUCCACCGUCGUGUGGAGAGGAAGAGAGGUGUUCCUUGGACCGAGGAGGAGCACAGACUAUUCUUAGUGGGUCUUCGGAAGCUAGGUAAAGGAGAUUGGCGUGGUAUAUCAAGAAACUAUGUAAUGUCAAGAACUCCUACGCAAGUGGCUAGCCAUGCUCAAAAGUAUUUCAUCCGCCAUGCUUGUUCCAGCCGCAGGAAAAGACGUUCUAGCUUAUUUGACAUGGUAACGGAUUCAUUACCAACACAGGAAGACACUUCCUCUCCAAGCAAGGAGCUCAAAAACAAAACCUACCUUCCUUCACUAGAGCUCUCACUCAAUAAUACUACAGAAUCUGAAGUGGUCACAACCACGGCGCCACCACAGGGGGAACUUGAGGAAGCCAUAGAACCAUCAAACGGUCUUUCAACAAUGCUAGUACCAAGCGGUUACUUUCCUCCUUGUUUCCCAGUCACUUGCACGAUUUGGCUCCCUGCGAGUUCCACUUCACUUCAAGGAACAGAGCAUUCCUUGGAAGCUGAGACUUCUUCUCAGCAGCACCAUGUCCUAAAACCAAAACCUGGAUUUGCUAAAGAACGUGUGAACAUGGACAAGAUGGCCGGUAUGUCUCAGGUUAGCAUAUGAAUGACUACAAGACAUGAAAACGAGACUUCCAACUCUCCAUGCCCGCUAUCUCUAAGGCUUAUAGGAGAGCCCUCAAGGCCAUCUGCGUUUUACUCAAAUGGCUCGGUUAAUAGUUCGGAUUUGAGUAAAGGCAACAGUGCGAUUCAGGCCAUCUGAAAAUUCUUGUUGGUUCUAGGAGGAAACAAACCAAGACAUAAGCCAUUAGAGUUCAGCGUACUUACAAAGGAAGAACAUAUCAAACUGUAACAUUAGAGUUACCAUUCACCAAAUAGUCACACAGCAUCACGUCAUACUUGCAUAAGAUAACCGCACGUUAUAAUACUCCUCUUUUUAAUGUCUCUUCAUGUUUAUUUAUUUAUUUAGAGAUUCGACAAUAAAAAAUGUUACAAAUCAAA